CAAACAUUAACCAGAUGUUUUGUACCAAUCUUAUCUCUUCAUGAAAUUACAACCGGAAAAACUCAACAAUAGUAAUUUCCAAUGUUUUAAAUUUAGUUUAAAUAACUAAAAUGAUCAGAGUAGAGUGGUGCGUAGUUGUUUUAUUGUUAAUAUAUGUGAAUAUUGGAAAUGCAACUAAAUCUACAUGUUUGGGAUUUGAUAAAUGGCUGAAAUUUAUUUCUCAACAGCCUCAACCACCUUACUGUCCUUUUACAACUGAAAAUAAAGAUAAUGUCAUAUUUUUGCUGUAUGACGUAAAUCCUCCGGAAGGAUUCAAUUUACGUCGCGAUGUGUAUAUACGUUUGGCCGUUUUCAUGCGUCAUUUACAAGCAACACCUGGUUAUGAAAAUGUUCGUAUUGUUUUACCACCUUGGCGUAGAUUGUACCACUGGAAGUCUCAUCAUAUAGAACAGGAUAAUGUGCCGUGGCAAAAUUUUUUCAAUAUAGAAAGUUUAAAACGUUAUGCACCCGUUAUGGAUUUUCCAGAAUUUCUAGCAGAAUAUAAAAAUUUCGGAGUAGAAGAAACUUUUGGCUUACCUGUGCACAAAGUUUUGCAGUUAAGACAUUUUAAAGAUAUGUUUGAAAAUGGAGUGUUUAGAGAUAAAUGGGAACUAAGCAAUGAAUGCCCCGAAAAUCCUCAACUAUUACAGGGAUCAUUUUUGAAGGAAUCUCCUCUUUGGAUAAAAGACCCGAAAAUACAAUGUGUCAAUUAUCAGGGUAGUGCAAACCUUCUGAAACAGGUUAUUAAUCGUAUAACAAAAGGUUUGGAAAACGAUAAUCUGCCUAAAGUUAUAGCCAUUUUAAACGCUGAAAUAGUUUUACAUGAACACUGGGCUGAUCGAGAAUUUUGGAGAGCUCGCCGUUCCAUGCGUUUUGCGGACAACCUUAUGAAAAUUGCGGCGGAUUUUCGUUGGUCUAAUUUCAAUAGUUAUGAUAAAGUAGAUAAUGUGCAAAGACCUCCUAUGUGGGAAUAUGAAACUCCCAAACAUAAAGGCAAAGCUUUGGGAGGUCCAUACUUGUGUGUUCAUUUGAGGCGUGGAGAUUUCUUAUAUGGCCGUGAAAAAACCACGCCUACUUUAAAAUCAUCUGCGCUACAAAUCAAAUACUAUUUACAAAAUCACAAUCUCACCACAGUGUUUCUAGCGACGGACGCUACAGCGUUUGAAAUAAAAAAUCUAAAAUCAUACAUUCCCCGCUAUCGUGUAGUUCGUUUCACAGCAGAGAAUCUAUAUCAGAAAUCUCUAAUUAAAGAUGGUGGGAUUGCCAUCAUAGAUCAAAUCAUAUGUUCACAUGCUCAUUUUUUUAUCGGUACCUACGAGAGUACAUUUACCUAUCGCAUCUAUGAAGAACGUGAAAUAUUGGGUUUUCCCAGGGAUCGUACAUUUAAUACGCUAUGUAAAAAAUCUACUAUGGAAAACUGUUUGCAAAAUUCAGUCUGGCCGAUUGUAUAUUAGUUUAAGGAUAAAAAAUUAUCUCAAUUAAAAAAUAGUGAUAAAAUAUUAAUUAAAAAAAUACUCGUUUGCAUGUGGUGAUAAUGAUGAUUACUGUAUGUACUUGUAAGUUAAAUGCACAAUUUAUAGCCUAUAUAAAUAAAAGACUUUGUUAUGAAAUAAGUUUUA
Messenger RNA from Lucilia sericata (common green bottle fly), 1658 nucleotides. Its product is annotated as GDP-fucose protein O-fucosyltransferase 2. NCBI's taxonomy places the organism in Eukaryota, Metazoa, Arthropoda, Insecta, Diptera, Calliphoridae. Gene Ontology annotation, molecular function: peptide-O-fucosyltransferase activity. The record is from RefSeq and is a predicted model, not a curated record. The coding region runs from base 111 to 1493 and encodes 460 amino acids. Gene Ontology annotation, biological process: protein O-linked glycosylation via fucose. The transcript has a single exon.